Molecule: messenger RNA, 1218 nt
Organism: Indicator indicator
Lineage: Eukaryota; Metazoa; Chordata; Aves; Piciformes; Indicatoridae
Gene: SIRT7
Product: sirtuin 7
Exons: 10
Coding region: 1-1218 (405 amino acids)
Molecular function (GO): NAD+ binding
Source: RefSeq, a predicted model, not a curated record
AUGGCGGCCGGCGGCAGCCUCAGCCGCUCGGAGCGGAAAGCGGCGGCGCGAGCCGAGAUCCUUUUGCAGGAGGAGCAGCGGGACCGGCGGAGACAGGUGUCCCGCAUCUGGAGGAAGCCGCCGGCGGAGCGGAGCCCCGAGGAGUGCCAGGUGCUGAGUGAGAGCGAGGACAUCGUCAGGGAGCUGGAGAGGCGCCGCAAGCGGCGGGAGCGGCUGCGCCGGCGGCAAGAGGAGGUAUGUGAUGAACCAGAGGAGUUACAGAGAAAGGUCACUGAGCUGGCCACUGCUGUCCGGAAUGCCAAGCACCUUGUCAUCUAUACAGGAGCUGGGAUCAGUACGGCAGCUUCAAUCCCCGACUACAGAGGCCCUAAUGGCAUAUGGACAUUGCUGCAGAAGGGCAGGAGCAUCAGGGCUACAGAUCUGAGUGAGGCAGAGCCCACGCUCACCCACAUGAGCAUCGCCUGCCUACACAAGCACAACCUGGUGCAGCAUGUGGUGUCUCAAAACUGUGACGGGCUGCACCUGCGGAGUGGGUUACCUCGAGCAGCAAUAUCUGAGCUUCAUGGAAACAUGUACAUAGAGGUCUGCACUUCCUGCACACCAAACAGAGAGUACGUGCGAGUCUUCGACGUGACGGAGCGCACAGCCCUGCACCGGCAUCACACGGGCAGGAUGUGCCACAAGUGUGGGGCACAGUUGAGAGAUACAAUCGUCCACUUUGGGGAGAAGGGGACAUUGAGACAGCCCCUGAACUGGGAAGCAGCAACAGAAGCUGCAAGCAAAGCAGAUGUGAUUCUUUGUCUGGGUUCCAGCUUAAAGGUUUUGAAAAAAUACCCUCGUCUCUGGUGCAUGAGCAAGCCACCCACACGUCGUCCUAAGCUCUAUAUCGUGAACCUGCAGUGGACCCCGAAGGACGACCUGGCAGCCCUGAAGCUGCAUGGCCGCUGCGACGAUGUCAUGCGGCUGCUGAUGGUGGAGCUGGGACUGGAGAUCCCGCGCUACGACCGGGCCCGAGACCCCAUCUUCGCGCUGUCCGAGCCGCUGCGCCCCGAGGAGGAAGGCACGCACUCGCGAAAGCCGGUGGCCCCGCCGCCGAGCGCCGAGCUGCCGCCGCCAGAGGAGCAGCCGUCACGGGAGGAUCCGCCGCCGCUCGCCCGGGCUGGCGGGUGGCUGGGCCGCGGCUGCGCCAAGGGCACCCGGCGCAGGAAGAGCCACUGA